Molecule: messenger RNA, 5373 nt
Organism: Mastomys coucha (southern multimammate mouse)
Lineage: Eukaryota; Metazoa; Chordata; Mammalia; Rodentia; Muridae
Gene: Ipmk
Product: inositol polyphosphate multikinase
Exons: 6
Coding region: 180-1373 (397 amino acids)
Biological process (GO): inositol phosphate biosynthetic process
Cellular component (GO): nucleus; cytoplasm
Molecular function (GO): inositol-1,4,5-trisphosphate 3-kinase activity; inositol tetrakisphosphate kinase activity
Source: RefSeq, a predicted model, not a curated record
GCGCAGGGGGCGGGCAGAGGCGGGGCCGCGGCGCCCUUAUCCCCGGCGCGGGCGGCCGGGGUUCAGAGUGCGGGCCGCGGAGCGGGCAGCGCGGUCUCGGCAUGGGUCCGCGCGCUGGGCCUGCGCGGGCGAUGUCGCCCGGUCCUCCCUGACGCCUGACGCCGAGUGUCGCCGCCCCGAUGGCCGCGGAGUCCCCAGCGCUGCGCCUGCGGCCGCCGGGAAGCACCGGAGACAGCCCGCCGGUGCCGCGCCUGCUCGGAGGCUGCGUGCCGCUGUCGCAUCAGGUGGCUGGCCACAUGUACGGCAAGGACAAAGUGGGCAUACUCCAACACCCAGAUGGUACAGUUCUGAAACAGCUUCAGCCACCGCCACGGGGCCCAAGAGAGCUGGAAUUUUAUACCAUGGUUUACGCUGCUGACUGUGCCGACGCUCUUCUCCUGGAGCUGCGAAAACACCUACCCAAGUACUAUGGCGUCUGGUCCCCUCCCACCGCACCAAACGCAGAUGUGUACCUAAAACUGGAAGAUGUGACUCAUAAGUUUAACAAGCCCUGUAUAAUGGACGUGAAGAUUGGGCGGAAGAGCUACGACCCCUUUGCGUCAUCAGAGAAGAUUCAGCAGCAGGUCAGCAAGUACCCUCUGAUGGAGGAGAUCGGGUUCCUGGUGCUCGGCAUGAGGGUUUAUCAUCUUCACUCUGACAGCUACGAGACACAGAACCAGCACUAUGGAAGAGGCCUGACGAAAGAGACUCUGAAGGAAGGUGUCUCCAAGUUUUUCCACAAUGGCUUCUGUUUGAGAAAAGAUGCGAUUGCAGCCAGUAUCCAGAAGGUCGAGAAGAUUCUCCAUUGGUUUGAAAAUCAGAAGCAGCUUAACUUUUAUGCAAGUUCUCUACUGUUUGUCUAUGAAGGUUCAUCUCAGCCAGCUACUAUGAAAGCAAACGAUAGAACUUUGGUGGGGAGGUUUCUUUCCAAAGGACCCUUGUCGGAUGCGGACGUCCUGGAGUGCAAUAACAACUUCCACCUGUUCAGCUCCCCAGCCAACGGGACCUCAGUAGGCAAAAGCUUAUCGAAGGCAUACUCAAGACACAGAAAGCUGUAUGCAAAAAAGCACCAGAGUCAGACUUCCCUGAAAGUUGAAACUCUGGAGCAAGACAACGGGUGGAGAAGCAUGUCCCAGGAACACUUAAACGGAAACGUGCUUUCCCAACUGGAAAAGGUGUUCUACCACCUCCCCGCGGGUCGCCCGGAGAUCGCGGAAGCGGAAGUGCGGAUGAUUGACUUUGCUCAUGUGUUUCCUAGCAACACGGUAGAUGAGGGGUAUGUUUACGGUCUGAAGCAUCUAAUUGCCGUGCUUCGGAGUAUUUUAGACAGUUGAGUCUUGUUGCAGUCUGUGAAGGAGCGGGCCAGUCACCAUGGACAGCUGCAGGCUUAGCGGUGCACCCGUACUGCUCUGUAAAAAUUUGUAUUGUGAGUCAGCGUUUAUUUGUCUUUAUACUUUUGGUAGAUGGUUAACUUUUUUAUAUUCUUACUCAGGAAUACUAAUUUGUUCAUUAGAAAACUAUGAAGAAUAAAAAAAAAAAACAGGAAUGUCCAGUGUGGGGACAUGGAGCAAACAGCUGUAACACUUGCAAAUCAUUUACACAGUCAUUUGGAGGUCAUGUAGCUUUCUUUCUGUAGCCAGUCACCAUGAAAUCUCUGUCCACUCAACCUUGCCGGUGAGCCGACUUUAAACUAUGACUUUACCAUCCUAAGAUCUAGACAGUGUCCCUCAAACUGGAGAAGAUUUUUACACAGGAGGAGGCUCUGUGGGUUCUAUAUUAAAGGCAGAGCGCAGCGCGGCUUGUGAAAGAAAGGUGCUUGGGGGAGGGGGGCUCCACCAGCAGGGCUCCCUCCGGUCCUUUCUGUGCUCAGUGCUGAGCAUCAUGGGAAGGGGAGUGGGUCAGAGGGCAGCGGGACUGACCAGUCUUGGAAUUAACAGCACAAAUUUUCCUCCCUAGGGUCAAGAGAAGAGAAAUUAUUUGUAAAGAACACAUUACCUUUUUCUUUCUUUUGUCUUAAGGAAUUACAUCUCUGGGAAAGUCUUCAUUUACUAUGUUGUGAAAGCUGUCAUAAAGCACCAUGCUUUUUAUUACCAGUCUGAGGCUUCCGAGAGCUGAAUGGUGGAAACUUUGCUUUAUUUCUUCUUUAAUUUUUGAGAGUCUUUUCCAUUUUAAAAAAAUCCACUUUUUUUUUUUAAAUGUAUCCCACUUAAUUUUUAAGCCUUAGCAUAAACAUUUCUCAGAAUUUGGCUAAGCAUCAACAGAAUGUUGUGCCCGGUGCACUGGAGGAAUCCUUAGAUUUCACUCCCGCAGAGGUCUAACAGAGAGAUCCUAGUUAAUUUCACUCGGAGCAACUGGCAGGCAACUUUUCCAUGAAAACAAAUAGAUGUACAAGUGUCAUGUUUAUUUUACCACUACUGCCUUUUUCAAAGUUAACUGGUUAUCGUUAAAGCAUUUUCAAAACAAAUUAAAUUUGCAAAUCCUUUUGCUGUACUUGCGCGAUGUGAUAAAAUAACUGAACAGCUCGUCCUUUGAGGACAAUAGCUUUGAGUCACGACCUGACUUUUUUUUUUUUCUUUUAACCUUUUUUCCUUGAGGUUUGUUUACAAACCAAACUGCUAAAUCCAAGAACCAUUUUCUGUAAUGAGGAGGGACUUUUUCAGUCCAAAUGUAGUUUGCAAAUGCCCACAAUGUUUGAGCGGAGAAAGGAAUGGGUCGUUAACCAGAGUGGGUCUGGUUAAUGUGCCUUUUUGUAGGUUUUCUCUGGGAGGCUGCAGGUGUUCUCUGCAAGCACGUCACAUUCUCUGCCCAGGUGUGGACUGACUAUAGCUAAUUUUGUUUCUCUUAUUUUGUGGGAGUGAGUUUCAAGUGAUAAUUAUUAGAAAGCUUUCAGUUUUACCAUUUUUCUUACAAUAUUGACUUAUCGUUAUCUGGGUGUGAUUCGGGGGACUCUCAGGCUCAUCUGCUGAACACUAUUUUGAAUCUUAAGAGGCAGUCUGAGACGGUAUCAACCUUUAUACAAGGAAUGAGGAAACUCGAGUAUUCGAAGCUUUGGGCACACUUCAGCUCCGUAAAGUCUUUGAUCUACAGCUGUUUCAGGCAUUUUGGAAGCCAGCAUCCUGCCUUUCUGACAAUUAGGUUUUGCCUGAAUAGGCACCAGGAAGUGAUUCUUAUCCCUGCAUCUCAGGGAAGGGAUUAGCAUUCAGUUCUCGUUUACAUUUUACCAACUGCUGCCCACUCUGUGUUGCUUUGUGCUCCUUGACUCCAUGAUCAACAUGUUUGUGACAUAAGCAACCUGUGGCAGGUGUUUCCCGGUCUGUCCUGUCUUUAAAAAUGAUGCCAAGGCUUGCCGCUUUGGGGAAGAGGCAUCUAUCACUAGCCAUGCAUAUGUGAAUACACAGAUGUUUAAGAAAUAAGCAAACGGAGGAGGCGGUUUGAACUGGUGGCGAUGCUAGCCGCCGCCACCACCCCCCAAACAUGAUUUUAGUGUGUUCCUUAUGGGAUGCACUCAUAGAGAGGACUUGUGGGUGUGAAUACAUAUCUCAAAUAAAAGUUUAAAUUGUAAAAUAGUUUUAUAAUAAAGUAUUUACAUUAAUUAUUUUAAUAUGGAUGAAAGUUGCAUAAAUUAUAAUUGUGAAAUAUUUAAAUAGUCUUUCCAGAGAGUUUUGGAAAAUGUAUGGAAGUGGCUUUGAUGGACGUGGUGUUAAAUUAGUAUGGGAUGCUUUGUUUUGUGUGCUUGGAGGGGUCCUGGGCACUGCCUGUCCACACUACAUACAGAUGGCUACCGUGGUCCUGCAGGCUGCCUGGCUGAGUGGGAAUCCUGAAUGCCGGUGUCCUGUGAUGCAGCUGUCAGUGAUCUCCACAGCGGUACCCUUGCUGUCAGGCCUAUGAACUAGUUUAUAACACUUGGGGGGAAGUGAAUUUCCAUAAUUGCUUCCAUUGCAAUCUUUUUGUUGAUGUUAGGAUUUGGAAUGUGUAGGUGGGAGGAAGGGUUGAACUGGGAACUGACCGGCUCUGACUGUUAAUACCAUUCCCCUUGAGGUCUGACGUCCAAACUUGCUUGGUUGAAGCAGCCAUUUACACAGCUUCUCUUCCAGACCCUUGGCCAUGGUUUUUGUGUAGCUUUCAUUGCCCUUUAUCUUGCCCCUUAAAAUGGUUCAAUUAUACCCAGAAGCAUCAAGAUCCUUUUAAGAAUGGUCUGUUUGGUUACUCUCAGGGUAGUGUCUGGGGGCCCGGCCCCUCAGUUCAUUCAGACUCAAGCCUGCACCUCGCCAAGCAUUUUCAACCACUCUCCCUGUGAUCUGUGAACCAGUCGGGGCUGACCAUUUCCGGCACCCUGUCUAGGUGGAGGGGUUUGUAGGGAUGUCUUUAAAACAGAGAUACACAGACACCUGUAUUUAAACCUCUUAAAGAUGGUGUUUGAGUAAAGAUUAAGUCCUCUAAGUAUUGAGCUGCCACGCGGGCAGAUGAUCUAGGGACUGAGAUCAAGGGAACGUGAGCCGAGGUUAGAAGCCCAGAACCAUUGUCUCCAGCUGGGUGGCAGUUACAGACAGCAUAAAAACAGCCUUAAGAAGAAUGCUCUUAGGACGUAAAGGUACGUUCAGCCUUCACCUUUAGAAUAAUAAAUAGCACAGUGUGACUAGGGUUGCUCCUUGCUGGUGCAAACCUUUUAAACCUCAAGUUUUCAGAUCCCUGGGAUUUUAGAUUUGUCACCCGACGUGAAGGUAUUGACUUCAGAGCAAACUCUAUUAUAACAUCCAAUACUGAUCUGUUGAGAAGGAUUCAGCGUCUUUGCUGUCAAUGUUGUCUUCCCCCUUGCCUCGAUAGCUUCUAUCAAAAGCCACCCUGAUUCGUGCCAGCAAAUCAGACAGUCAAAUUAAAACAAAACAAAAAUAAAAAAACGCGUGUUGUGGUUAAACUUUGGCCUGGUGUCCACUUAAAAGAUUAGUUAUUGAAGGUAGGGUUUCUGGUCCCCUGUAGAUAGGGAAAAGGCACACAUAAACACUUGGCUUUGGGGUCUGUGGUGGAAGAUGGGAAGUCGCACCCACUUGUGUUUGCAGUAACAUCCAGGCAGCAGUGACAACCUCCCCCCACGCCCCCAACCCCCAACCCCUGGUUACUUGAUGAAUGAAUGUAUUGCUGUACUUUGGUGUAAAUGUCUCUGGCUUUCUUUUUCUCGGUGUUUGUAAUUUGUACUAUUGAUGGGAUAUUCUUGGAGGGCAAGGCUCAUCACUGUGUUUCUAGAAUCAUCUAAUGUGAUAUACCAAUUUUUAUAAGCGAUAUUUAGAUAACUAAUAACUGUACAUUCAACAACUUAUUAAAAUGUUUUGCAUUGGA